Messenger RNA from Alternaria infectoria, 2736 nucleotides. RefSeq lists its product as uncharacterized. Lineage: Eukaryota; Fungi; Ascomycota; Dothideomycetes; Pleosporales; Pleosporaceae. The transcript has 5 exons. The record is from RefSeq and is a predicted model, not a curated record. Bases 1 to 2736 code for a protein of 911 amino acids. Gene Ontology annotation, molecular function: crossover junction DNA endonuclease activity; 5'-flap endonuclease activity.
AUGGGUAUUCAUGGUAUCUACAAGGAGAUCGGCCCCGGAAAGCGCGUAGCCCUGUCAAAGCUCGCCGUCGAAAAGUUCGAAGAGACCGGACGGCCUCUGCGCAUUGCUAUCGACACAUCAAUAUGGCUUUUCCAGAUACAAGCUAGUAAAGGCGGCACCAACCCGGCGUUGCGCACCUUCUAUUACCGCCUCCUUCGCCUCAUCUCGCUCGCCAUCCAUCCCGUCUUCGUCUUCGAUGGACCAAACAAGCCGCCCUUCAAGCGCAACAAACGCACCGGACCAAAUGUCGCAUCCAUCCCCGAAUUCCUCGCAAAGCAGCUGUUGAAGCAAUUUGGAUAUCCGAUACAUCUUGCGCCGGGUGAAGCUGAGGCAGAAUGCGCGCUACUUCAGCGAGAGGGAAUAGUGGAUGCGGUUUUGAGUGAAGAUGUCGACACACUCAUGUUUGGAAGUGGCAUAACGAUACGCAACUGGUCACCGGAGAAGACGGGAAAGACGCCAACACACGUCAACGUAUACGAUGCGGUUGAAACAAAGAACGGACCGUCAGGAUUGGAUCGCGAGGGCAUGAUACUCGUCGCGCUCAUGAGUGGAGGAGAUUACGUCCCUGAGGGUAUACCUGGAUGUGGCCCAAAGACUGCAUGCGAGGCUGCGAAGGCAGGUUUCGGCGCCGACCUUUGCAAGAUCCCGAAGAACGACGCCAGAGCCAUGUCGCAAUGGCGAGAGCGACUGCAGCAUGAGCUGAAGACGAACGAGAGCAAGCACUUCAAGCGCAAGCACGGUGCACUGAAGAUCCCAGACGACUUUCCGCGUUUGGACAUCCUUGGAUACUACACACACCCGGCCAUUUCGAAUCAAGCGGGAUUGGAUAAACUGCGCCGAUCGAUCAAAUGGGACCAAGAUUUGGAUUUCUCGGGCUUGCGCGAGUUUACACACGAUGCGUUCGACUGGGUCAAGCUCGAAGGCGCAAAGCACUUCGUCCGCAGUUUGGCACCUUCGAUGGUUGUGCGCCAGCUACGUAUACGCGCUGGAAACCUCGAUCGACUACCUACGAACAACAUCCAGGCGGUACAAGAGGACGAAUCUCUUCUCAUCAAAGGCCUGCAUGGCAAGCGACAGCAUUCGGUCACGGACAACUGCACAGAAUUGCGAGUAAGCUUCACGCCCAUUGAGCUUGUCAAGAUCGACCUUAGUAAGGAGGAUCCAGACGAUGAUGUGGAAGUACCACCUAGUUCUCAGCAAGCCGGGGGUGAUGCGGAACUCGACGAUGAAGAUCUAGAAGAUGAAGGUCCUAAGAAGCGUGGACCUACAAAGUUCGACCCAGAGAAGGCUGCAAGAAUCUGGGUGAUGGAGACCUUCGUCAAGGUUGGUGUGCCGCUCACGGUUGAAGAUUGGGAAGCCGGGCGACAGACGAAACUGAAACCCAAGCGAGCAGCAACUGUGCAAGAGCCUGGCAAAGCGGCGCCAAAGGCCAAGGCUGCUCCUAAGCGAACAAAAACAGCCGGUGAUCAACCGCAGGCUCGCAUCGAAACCUUCGCCAAGGUAACGAAACCGGGCUCGAAGCUCUCGCGAGCUCUCGCAAAGACACAGGACAAGGUUGCUGAGGUCGCUGUACCUGUCCCACAGUCUGCACCACAACAAGACGAUGUGAUUGACCUUCUCUCUUCCUCGCCAGUAAGGACUCGGGAUAUUGUACAGCCGCCACCACCUGAACGCGAGAAGUCGGUGUCUCCCCCCAUUGCAGAUCUGCCUCCAAGUGUGAGCAAGCGGAGAAGACGAGCCCCGAUUCAACGCUCCAAAACACUUCCCGCUGAUAUCAAUGCGGUUCCUGAACGACCAUCGACGCCUCCUCUUCUGAACACGAUAGAAACACUAGACUUGGUGGAUUCGCCUGCCCAUCCCUCACCCUCACAAUUACCCGCGAAGAAGGCGAGGACACGAAGGACCAAGGAUGCGCCGGCUACAACAGCGUCCCGAGAUACUUCUGUAGCCUUGUCCCCCAGCAAAUCGAAGCAGUCGACGUUGGAUGCAUGGCGAGCAUCAGUGACGCCGACUAAGCGACGGGGCGUGACACCAGCCGUCAAUGCAGCGCCACCACCCCAACUUCGCUCCCUGUCAGAAGAAGUCGACUCGCUAGACUUGACGCUUUCGUCGCCGUACCGGCGCAAUACCAACUUCGAACACGUCCACGACGCGUCCACCAUUAACAUCGAUAUCGUCGAAUGCGUCGCAUACAUCCACAAAUUCGGCAUCAUCAACAGCCUCCUCAUCCAACAAGAAGAAGAGUAUAAGAGACAAUCACCAACGGCUGAUACUCUUGACCUCACAUCGCCGGAACCUAUCCUGCCGAGACCGCGAUCCGCAUCACCAAAUGUCGAAACGCUUGAUCUUACUGGACUGUCAUCCCCUGUAGUCGAGCACGACCCAGCACCGACAGCACCUGCCCCAGCAUCCCCUCCACCGACCUCGACCUCACCUUCCUCUCUCCGCCGCUCACCACGUGAUCACAAAUCUACAUCACCACAGCCGCCAUCUCGCAACUCCCCGCCAGCAGCAUGGAAAGCGCGAGAGAAGAAGAAACGCGCAAUCGUACUGCGGAAGAGUGUAGUCGGCGCCUGGACUUAUGUAGAUGUCGAUAGUCCGGAGAAGACAGUAGAUGGUGAAGCAGGACUUGUGCUCAAGGGCAAGGAGAGACGGAAAUGGCGCGAGAGUGCUGUUGAGAUGUUGGAUCUGACAUAA